This is a messenger RNA of Panonychus citri (citrus red mite), 1262 nucleotides long. Its product is annotated as growth hormone-inducible transmembrane protein-like. The record is from RefSeq and is a predicted model, not a curated record. Gene Ontology annotation, cellular component: mitochondrial inner membrane. NCBI's taxonomy places the organism in Eukaryota, Metazoa, Arthropoda, Arachnida, Trombidiformes, Tetranychidae.
UUUCCAGAAAAUUCACAAUUAAGAAAAUAUUGUUUACACUUUUGUUCUUUAAUUUGAUUUGAUUGUUAAUUGUUAUUAUUUGAUUAUUUUCGAUUAUUAAUUAAAGCAAAUAUGCUGUCCUACGUUUUAUUGAGAAAUUGUUCAUCAUCUUUGAGUCGAGGUUUACUUCAAGAAGCUAAGGCUAAUAUUGUUUCUAAAUGUGGUCUACGUCAAGAUGCUACAAGGGUUAAAGGUAUUUUCGGUGGUCGAGCUGAGCCUAAAGUUAGUCUGAAGGAACGAUUGAUGAAACCAACUUCUGGUGCACUUGCCUUUGGACGAGCUGCUGUUACCGCGGGAUCUGGUCUUGGUCUUGGUGCUUUGUGUUUCUAUGGACUUGCUUCACGUCAAGAUGCCAUAAUUGAUAAGUCAUUAGCUUGGCCAAAACAUGUUCAAGAUAGAAUACAUGCUACAUUCGCUUAUUUCGGAGCCAGUAUCGCUGUGGCCGGUUCUGCAGCUUAUUUAGUCACCCGAUCUCCAGCAUUGAUGCGUUUGGUUUCAUCUAAUUCAUUACUGGCUUUUGGAAUUACCAUUGCAGCUUUAAUUGGUCUCGGAAGUAUUUCAGCAAGUAUUCCAUAUUCUCCUGGAUUUGGAUCCAAACAAUUAGCUUGGUUGGCCCACAGUUCUUUAUUGGGAGCUGUAAUUGCUCCAAUAUCUUUCGUUGGUGGACCUUUGAUCAUGAGAGCUGCUUUGAUCACCGCUGGUGUCAUUUCCAGUCUUUCACUGGUCGCUGUUUGUGCUCCAAGUGAAAAAUUCCUAAAUAUCGGAGGUCCAUUGGCCAUGGGAUUCGGUUUAGUGUUUGCUUCAUCAUUAGCAUCAAUGUUCUUAGCUCCAACUUCCGCUAUCGGUGCUUCAGUAUAUUCUAUUUCCCUGUAUGGUGGACUUCUUUUAUUCUGUGGUUUCAUGCUUUAUGAUGUUCAAAAGAUCGUCAAACGAGCUGAACACACCCCAUUAUAUGGAGCUCGUCCUUACGAUCCAAUCCAAAAUUCGAUGUCCGUGUUCAUUGACACACUUAAUAUCUUCACUCGUAUUCUUGCAAUGUUAGGAAUGGGUGGACAGAAGAAGAAAUAAGCUAAUCAUUAGUAAAUUUCUUUGAUUAUGAGCAACUAGAUUUGUAAAUUAUUUCUACCCCAAGAUUAUCCUGUUAAUUCAAUCCUUUGGUCAAUCGGUUUCAUUGUGUGAUUCAAAUGAACCAAAGGCGUAAUUAAAAGACCUUAAUUCCUUUA